This is a messenger RNA of Fusarium verticillioides 7600, 799 nucleotides long. RefSeq lists its product as hypothetical. The record is from RefSeq and is a predicted model, not a curated record. Bases 72 to 602 code for a protein of 176 amino acids. NCBI's taxonomy places the organism in Eukaryota, Fungi, Ascomycota, Sordariomycetes, Hypocreales, Nectriaceae. The transcript has 2 exons.
GAGGAAGCUAGCUCUAGCUGAGCGAGCUUCUUGAGCUGGACUGACCACAGACAACCUACCUAGUCUAGUACAUGAGACUUCGCUCCACUUCAGCCAACGGCAUAUUCACAUUCUCAUCCUUACCGGCUCUUGACGUUUCCGAAACCGUUAAAUCGUUCAGAUUCAGACGAACGAUUGUGGGAAUUCCAGCAGCCAUUAGACCGAGCCUAGACCAGCCAAGUGUCUCAGCUUUCGUCCCUUUACUUUUGUCACCACCAUCCUCACACGAGACACAGAUGGGCACGAACUCGGUCACAAUGACGCUUGUCCGUCCAGUCAAUCGAUCAAAUGACUUUGUGCUUUUCUUUAUUGAUGCCGUUCGAUAUGUAGAGAGGUCUCGGUAUUCAGGGACCUUCAAAUUUAUCUCGAGAACGAGCUAUUAUUGGGCUUUUGCCAUCUCGAAACCAGCCAGUCUCCCUCUUGGCACUCUAGCACCAACCGCAGUUGCUACCCCAAUUCGCAUAUCUCCUAUCAUGGGGAUCAUAAAGAUUCGUAUGCCAAGACGACGCAGUCUGUCGCAUAUUUCAACCCCUUGGGAAGGAGAUCGGCGGCAGAAAGCUUAGAGUUGAAAAGCAAGGCAACACAAGCAAUCCUAGGUCUUUUACGGAGUCGUUGCUCAGGAAUCAGUCAUUAGCUAGCCUGGGGGAGCAAAAAAAACAGAUACCAUAUGCUCUAGGUGAUAAAAAUAGUUAGACAAGUCUUGCAUAAAUUUCAUGGUCUUACAGUCUAGCUUAUUUUAUCGCCGCAGCUAAAUGUCCAA